CCCUACUCUCUUCCAGCUAUAAAAACACCAUUUUUAUUACCUAUUGAUUCAUGUUUUCUUUGCUUCCAAACACACAUUCCACGCAAAAUCCUAACAAUUUUCUCGCCAACUUUCUCUAGAAAGUUUUCUCAUGCAAAAAUACCCCUUGUCGUUUUUUCAGUCCUAGACUCACAUUUCAUCUCUGUUGUUCUCUUCAUCAUAUAUAGUAAAACUUUAGAGUGUAUAUUUCUGUGGGAAAACACUACAAAAAAAAAAAAAAUUAGUGUCGUCGUAAAGUUCUAGAUCUUUCGGCUUUUGAUAUAAUCAUACAUAAACUUGAUAUAAGUGUAACAUUUUAUAUAUAGGGAUUUUCUAGUAGGAAUUAUUUUCCAUAGUUUCGUUUUUUUUUUCUCUCGAGAAGAUGAGAUCAGAGAACGAGGAUCGGUGUUUAGUGCCACAGUCAAAACCGGAGGAAACAACUCCUGAAUAUCAGAAAACACUAAAAUUUGCAUAUACAAGAGAUUUUCUCUUUUCCUUAGCUGAAUUCGAUACAUGCAAAAAGUUACCUACUGGAUUUGACAGUUCAAUAUUAAGAGAACUUGGAAAUCAAUCAACUAGUGUGCUGCAUUCUUAUCAUGAUUCAGAUGCUGGCAGAUUUCAAAGCAGCCCGUCUCUUUGCGCAUGGCGAAAUGCUGAGCAAGGACUUCUGGGAAGUGGUGUCUUUGCAAGAGUUCAUAGAGGUGUAGCUGAGACUUCUGAUCCUGUACUUAAAGGCAGUGGCUUCCAUAUACUCAACCGGAGUAGUGAACCUUAUCGGCCUCCACAUCUAUGUAAGGCAAAAAAUUAUUCAGUGAGAGAAAGUGAGGACCAUUAUAAUGAUGAAACAUUUGGUUCUUGUGAUAAUCUGAGUCAAGAGAGAGCAGAGGAGGAGCAAAGGAGAAGGGAUUCAUUUGAAUUGAUGAGGAACGAACAAGAAAUGGCUACUCAAGAAAAGCAAAAGAUAAUCUGUGAUGAGCAUAAAGAAACUUUGAACCUAGAUAUUGCUAUAAUCGUGGAGGAUUCUGGAGUUGAUAAGAAGGUUGCAAACAAGUACAGUAAAUCCAGGGGUGCUAAGCCUUAUGAUGUUAAAGAAGGUCACCCUGAGAAUCCUGUAUUCUGUUCCUCUGUCUUAGUUCAUCAGUUUCGUGAAGGAGAGAAGAAGACUGCUGCUGAUCAAAAGGUCAAUGACCAUGACUCUACAAAAUUUUCUUUUGGAACAAAUGGAAUUGCUCACAAUCUUAUGAAAUCUGCCUCCACUCCUGUUUCAAAGGAAAGCUCUAUGCAAUUAUAUGGUUGUUGUAAUCCAGGAGCUCAUUCUAGUCAUUGCUUGGAAGAAUCCAUUCUGUCAGAGAUCAAUGGAAGGAGCAGUUAUGAUAUAGAGGACUCACAAUCAAGUUGCUCCAAUUAUGGUGAAGCACAUCAGCACUUUCUUUUGUUGUUACAAAAGGGAGCAGGCUUGACUGAUUUGGCAGAAUCCUCAAAGCUAAACAUGUGGUCCUUGUAUAAACCCUAUGUUUCUGAAACUGGAAAUGACAACAACCAGCUAAACAAAUCAGGCAGAGUAUUUAUAAACAAUUUUGAGAAGAAUCUUCGUGAACCUAUCUCUGGAACAUUUGUAAAGGAUUCACAAUCAACUGCAUUAUCAGGCACCCAAAAAGACUUGACAAGCAUGUACAAAGGGGAUGAUGCAGUAGAGUCUCAGGUCCGACUUCCAGUUGGGGAAAAUUGUAUCAUUCCUUUGACAGUCAAUGGGACUGGACCCAUUGGAGAUGCUGAAGGCAUCACGCUCUCGGGCUUUGCCAAGCAAACUGGUGUAAACAAAAGAAAUGGUAAUCUUUUGGUCUCCAAUAUUCAGGCUAAAGUAGGACUUAAUCUUCAGGGCGGGCCAGAGUUGAAGAACAGUUCUCUCAGUAGUUUUGAUGAACUUGACAUUUGUCUGCCUGAUGAGGACAGCCUGAUAACUGCUGAUGACUACAUAUUGCAGCAAGACUCCAUGUUUAUGGCUGCUGGGGAUACCUCAAGUACACCGGUUAAUAUUUUUGGGAGGCUAGCAGAUUGUGGUGUUGCUGUUGGUGAAAAAAGAUUUGAUCUGGCAGGUUUUCUAAGGCCUACUUCCUUUCAUAGUUCUCAUGAUCUAGUGAGUUUGGAUACUCCUUUUAAGAGUCUGCGCAUGCAGCAAUCUUACCCACAGCUCCAGCAUUCUCAGCUGAAGCAAGGAAAGGAACAAGGGAGUUGUUCCAAGUCACAAGAAAGUAUAAAGGGUUUAAGAAUCAAGCCUAAAAAUUUAAAAGCAUGUCCCUGUAAUCUACAACCUCUUCAACAUUUUCCUACAAACGUGCAUCUCACUUCCUACCAGCACCUCCGAGCUGCUGAAACAGGGUUUGAUCAUUCUGGUAACAAUCAGUUGCCACAGGAGUUACCCAUUCCAGGCUAUUUCCCUCCCCACCAAUUGUAUGGACUGCCAAGAGUUGCAUUUCCUCAACACACUUCAAAUGAAAUGGUUUGUUAUGCACAGGACCAAAAUGCCAUGCUUAAUUCUUCUUUGAGUUUUAAGCAACAAUGCUACAGGGACCUUGAAAGUGCCAGUUCCAGGCAUUUUGAGAUGGGAAUUGAGAGCAAAGCUGAUGCAUCCUCCUACUAUGCUUGGCCAUGAGCAGGGAGCGUUUGCCAAACAGGUUGAAGCAGGCUAUAGACAUUUUGGCGGCUAGAAAAUGAAAUUUCAGCUUUUGUCUAACCUCAACUUGUAAUUGGCUUAGGUAGAUUCAUCUUUCGUUUAAAAUCUCGAUUCUAAACUCCUUGUGGUGUUCGUAGAUAUUGACUUUAAUGUCUGAAGAUAAGUUUAAAUGCAGACAGAUAUACAUAUAUGUAUCCGUUCUGAUAUUGGGCACUAUCAACAAAGUAAGCAAUGCAAUGAUAGAUGGAAUGUUUUCUA
Molecule: messenger RNA, 2950 nt
Organism: Theobroma cacao (cacao)
Lineage: Eukaryota; Viridiplantae; Streptophyta; Magnoliopsida; Malvales; Malvaceae
Source: RefSeq, a predicted model, not a curated record